Messenger RNA from Aspergillus ruber CBS 135680, 315 nucleotides. RefSeq names its product ribosomal protein P2 (gene aspf8). The record is from RefSeq and is a predicted model, not a curated record. Gene Ontology annotation, cellular component: cytosolic large ribosomal subunit; ribosome. Gene Ontology annotation, molecular function: structural constituent of ribosome. The transcript has 2 exons. NCBI's taxonomy places the organism in Eukaryota, Fungi, Ascomycota, Eurotiomycetes, Eurotiales, Aspergillaceae. Bases 1 to 315 code for a protein of 104 amino acids. Gene Ontology annotation, biological process: cytoplasmic translational elongation.
AUGAAGCACCUCGCAGCUUACCUCCUCAUCGCCCUUGCCGGCAACGCGACCCCCUCUGCCGACGAUGUUAAGGGUGUCCUCUCCUCCGUCGGUGUCGACGCCGACGAGGAGCGUCUCCAGAAGCUCAUCUCUGAGCUCGAGGGCAAGGACAUCAACGAGGGUACUGAGAAGCUUGCUUCCGUUCCCUCUGGCGGUGCCGGCGCUGCCGCUGCCCCCGCCGCCGGUGGUGCUGGUGAGGCCGCUCCUGCUGAGAAGAAGGAGGAGGAGCCCGCUGAGGAGUCCGAUGACGACAUGGGCUUGGGUCUCUUCGACUAA